AUGUCACAGCAGACACCCGCAUACGUGUCCUCCACCGGACACCUCACCAACCAACCUCUCACGAAGCGUCUGUACGAUGCCGUGAGCGGCUAUGCCACCAUUGGCUAUCUCUUCUUUGAGACCCUUGUUGCACCCCUCAUCAACCCCAACGGCCAGACAACAACAUCCCAGCAGACGCGCUCAGCUUCUUCUCCACGGGGCGAGGGCGGCCCCGGUACCCGUGGAGGAGGCUCAGGUGGUGGCGGUGGUGGUGGCUCCAACCCUCCCCGGGGAGGAGGCUUCAUGACCAUGGGUGACCUCCGCGGCGGUCAAACUGUAGACGGUUGCCGUGCGACUUGCGGUUAA
Molecule: messenger RNA, 345 nt
Organism: Apiotrichum porosum
Lineage: Eukaryota; Fungi; Basidiomycota; Tremellomycetes; Trichosporonales; Trichosporonaceae
Exons: 3
Coding region: 1-345 (114 amino acids)
Source: RefSeq, a predicted model, not a curated record